Pantherophis guttatus is the source of this 4968-nucleotide messenger RNA. It is a transcript of the gene RIPOR3, whose product is annotated as RIPOR family member 3. Lineage: Eukaryota; Metazoa; Chordata; Lepidosauria; Squamata; Colubridae. The record is from RefSeq and is a predicted model, not a curated record.
UUCUCGUCCCCGGCCUCGCCACUUGCACGCGUCUUCCAGGAAGAGGCGCCUGGUUCGGGCGAGAGAAGCUGCGAGGGCUCGAUAAGCUGGCCGCUAUCGGGACGUCGCAGGCAGCAAGAAGAGCGCAAGCAAAAGGAGGAGCUGCGGGGGGGAAACGAGCGAGUCGCGGGCGCAUCUCCAAAACCCAGCCGGGAAGGAGGGACGGAGAACAAGCCAGAGGGCGUGGAGACCCGGGCUCCCCUCCAACCGUGCUGGAAGCCGCUUGUGCGCUCGGUGGCGUCGCUGUCCAGGAGGACGGAAAAGCUGCUCGCCCCCCGGGUGCCGCUUCAAGAGAUGUAGCAAAGAGCCAGCAUCUAUUAACCACGAAUCAUGUCAGUGAAACUAACCUUUGUCUCCCCUGCUGAUGGGGGAAGAAUCACCAGGAGCCGUUCCUUCGCUGGAUUUAGCAGCACACAAAGCCGGAUGUUGGCAAAAUCUCUCGGCAAAGGAUCCACAAGAUCCAAAAUGUCAGUAAAAUCUGCCAAGAUGUAUUCGUCCCUCCAGAAAGGGGCCGUCGUCUGUGAUCCCAAACCGCAACAAGUAAAGAAGAUUUUUGAAGCUUUGAAGAAAGGGCUUAAUGAAUAUCUGGAAAUGCAUCAAACAGAGCUGGAUUAUCUAUCAGAGUGCCACCGAGACAGAAGAAGAAAUUCCAGAUUGGGUUUCUACUAUGAUUUGGACAAGCAAAUCCGCUCUGUUGAAAGAUAUAUUAGGAAACUGGAAUUUCAAAUAAGCAAGGUAGAAGAAUUAUAUGAAGCAUACAGCAUCCAGUGUAGACUGCGAGAUGGUGCUUCAAAUAUGAAACAUGCUUUUUCCUUGUCUCCUUCCACUAAAGCAUCAAGAGAGAGCCUGGUAGAACUCUACAAAAAUCUCCAAGAAUGUACAGAGGAUAUGUGUUUGAUUGAGGGGACCCUUGAAGUACAUUUGGGGGAGUUUCACUUGAAGAUGAAAGGAUUGGUGGGUUAUGCUCGUCUCUGUCCAGGUGACCAAUAUGAGGUGUUUAUACGGCUGGGGCGCCAAAAGUGGAAAAUAAAAGGCAAGAUUCUGACAGAUGACAGUCAAACUUGGGAUGAGGAAGAAAAAGUUUUCAUACCCAGCCUCCAUGAGAAUUUUGAAAUCAAGGUGACAGAACUGCGAGGACUCAGUACGAUCCUGGUUGGCAUUGUAACAUGUGACAGCAUCGACUUCUUUACAACUAGGCCUCAAACCAUCAUUGUGGAUAUAACUGAACUCGGUACCAUCAAGCUACAAUUAGAAGUGCUCUGGAAUCCUUUUGAUUCCGAGAACUUAAUUUUGUCCCCUGGGUCUACCACCAAGUUUUCUGUGGGAAGUAGAAAAAACUCCAUAUACAGCUGGACUCCUCCAAACACCCCCAGCUUCCGAGAAAAAUAUUACCUUUCUGUUUUGCAACAAGGAAAGAAACAUGCAAACAUUAGGGAAGAGACGCAAGAUUCCUGUAUCCUGAGCUACUUGGCUGACUGUGAUUUUAACAUGCGUCUGAGGAGUGUAAGUCACAGCCUUACAGAGACAACUGAAGGAAGUUCAUUUAGUUCUGAAGAUCAGAAAGUGACAGAAAGCAGAAACAUGACUCCGCCAUCAAAUCAAAGGAAGUUGCCAUUGGCUAUUCUGCAGAAUAAUUGUGCAGAAGGAGAGAAACAGGAUAUUUCAAUAUGCCAGCCUCCUGGCCACAGAACUUUAGAUAUCCUACAAGAGACUCCCUAUGCUGAAACCUCUUUAAGUAUUCCAUCAUGUCUGCUGGAACAAGACAAAGAUGGUGGUAAGUCCAUCACUCAGGACUGGCAUUACCCUUCAGAGCAACAAAGAAAGAUUCUCUCUGUUGAACAAAGAGACUGGAAUGAUGAUGAUGAUGAUGCCAAACCUACUGGAAAGACCAAGUCAAUUCAGAAGAUCCUACAGGAAGUAUUAAAUUUGCUGAAGUCACAGGGUCCAAGUCCUAUUCAACUGGAGGAAUUGGAAUACCAGGUCUUCUGUAUCCAGGACAAAUUAAAGCCCAAAAAGUAUCAUCCAAAACACUCUUCCAUGGAGAGUUUGAUGGUAGAGACUGUGUUGGAAAGCUUUGACUUCCUCAAUGCCGACUGCAGUGCUGAUGAACUCUCAUCCUUUGGAAGUGUAAGGACCUGCAGCACCAGCAUCUACAACGAUGCCACUCUUUCUUCUCUGUGCUGUGAUGCCCACAUGGAAAAGGAGUUAACCACAGGAAGUGAUGACCUGGAUAGACUCCUGGAAAUCCACCUGCAACUCUGCCAGGUCCUUUUGCAGAAACUCGUAAAGCCAAACUUAGCUCCAAUUAUCCGGGAGAACCUUUUGAAAGAAGUGUCACAACAGAAGCAUGUCUUAGAAAUAAUUUCUGCUUUGGCUACUCCUGUGCCACGGAAAAUAACUUCAGUUGAAGAGAUUAUCCAAAAAGCCAAAAAGCAGAAACACUGCUUGAAAAUCUGGAGUGAAUGCACUGAACAGGGAAGCAUAUUAUUCUGUCCAGCGGAAAGAUUUUGGACUCCUUUGAAAUACAUAUUGAUGUUCAAAACAAAAGAGAAAUAUCGACAUCAUCUAGAAAAAGUUUUGCAGGUAUUCCUGGAACAGAUAGUUGGAGGCAUUUUAUUAGGCAACUCAAGAGAUCUUCCAGCUGAAUCUGUGACAUUAUUCCAGUUUUACAGCUACCUGGAGAAACACCAUAUAAACAACUUGGAAAAAUAUUUGAUCCGAUUCGCUAAAGAAGUAAUAUUGACAGAGGACCUGCAACGUCCUGGGAGAAUGAAGAAAAUAAAGAAGCUGAAAGGGAAGCAGCUGAAUCAGCUGGAACCUCUGCCUCAGACCUUACGGCUCCUUGCGGUCCUGCAGCUUGAUGAGAAUCAUCGUAUAGGCAAAGCAGCCACAUUGUGCCUUUCUCGUGCAGCAGCCAACAGGAAUUUCAGGCAAAAAGCUCUUCCUUUUUACACAGAUCUCUUAAGCAACAAUGAUGCCAAACUACAGCAAGCCGCUUGUCUAGCCCUCAAAAACCUCAGAGGCAUUGAAAGUCUAGAGCAAAUUGCCACACUCUGCCAAUCAGAAACGGAGGAAGUAAGGACCACUGCCAGAGAAACAACACUUUCUUUUGGAGAAAAGGGAAGAUUGGCUUUUGAAAAAAUGGACAAAAUAUGCUGUGAACUAAGAGAGGCUAUAUACCAAGAAGCUGAAAUUGAAAUUACAAUAUUUUGAACAAGAUCUUCAAAGGAGGACCCAGGAGUUAGAUGCUACAGUAAAAAGGAGUCUUCCAAGAAAAAUGAAAAGUUGAAUGCCAUUGGAAAAUGUAACAAACCAUAAUUACAAAGAUUUUUUAAGCAUCCACAUUCUAGUUUUAAAUAUAACUAAUAUUACACUUGCACUAUAUUUGGGUGCUGAAGAUGUAUAGUGAAACCCAAAACACCAUUUUUGGAUUCGAGGAAUGAGAUUGGAGAAGCUUCUUUUUGGUUAAGUGUCCCUCUUUGGUUUCCAUUCAAGACAAAUAUUUAUCUUCUCUGACACAAGAGGAGGCAGACUAUUUUAUAUAUAUUUAUUCAUUUAAUUCUUGUAGACCAAGAUUUUCAAAUGUAAAGUUCUAAAAUUAUUAGCUUAUUGCAGCAAAUUAACUUGUGGUUGCCUUCUAGUUGCCUUCUCCCUUCAGAGCAGAUCUCACGGAGACCUUAAGCCCAGAGGUGGGUGUCACAUAAUAUAACAACCAGUUCGCACAGAACCAAAAAUGUGAGUGUGUGCUUCGUUUGCACACGUGCCUUCCACACAUGAGCACAGCAUCCAACACACAGCGAUUAUAUAGGAUGGGAUAGCGCCGAGGCUAUAAUUCGCCCGAACUGCUCCGAACCGGCAGCAGCCCACCUCUGCUUAAGCCUACACCAAAGGGCAAAAGUUGAGUCUGAUCAUUUCAAAUUUUAGUCAUUUUGUUUUUAUAUAAAACAUCCUAGGGAAAACACAUCUCCCCUGCCCUCCCCCCCACAAGGCAACUCAUUCUUUGAUUUGGGGAGAGGGGCAUCUGCAAGGCUUUUAAAAAACAUGGUGGCUACAGCUGGAUUAUUGAAGCUUAUCCUGUUUUUCUUUGUAUCAUAUGCACAAGGCAUGUGAAAAAGCAGACAGGGCUCUGUACAUAGAGUAAAACUCAAAGACAGAAAAUUCUUGGAUUUGUGGACUGAGAUUGGAGCUUUACGAAUAGUUGUUGGUCAUCCCUGCAGCUUCCAUUUAAGAAGAAUAUUACCAUGUUCACAUUUUUGACAGACCUUCUCUCCCUCACUUCUUCCUCUCACCUCCACUGCACCUGUUUCCUAUUUCUACUUAUCCAACUAUUUGAAGAGCUAUGGUGGUAUGGUGGUUAGAAUGCAGCAUUGCAGGCUAACUAUGCCCAACGUCAGGAGUUCGAUCCUGAUGGAAGCUUUCCAUUGUUCCGAGUUCAGUAAAAUGAGUACCCAGGUGGUUGGGGGAAAUAUGCUGACUAUGUAAACUGCUUUGGGAGGGCUGUGAACCACUCUGAAGGGGUAUAUAAAUCUAAGCGCUAUUCUGACGAAGGACAGGCAUCCAGCCAGUAAACACUCAGUUCCAUUCAGUCAUUCCAAUUUUAUCCUCAAUUGAGGAAUUACAGGAUCGGAAAAAGGGGGAGUUACUUAUCCAUCCCUUGAGUGGAUAUUUCCAUUAAUGAAAUUUGAGUACAUUGGAGUAAAAUUAGUAGAAAAAAAUCCAGGCAUUUAAACAUCUGUAGACCUUCAUCUGUCUUCCCCAGAAGGACAUGAUAAUGGUUGACCAUUCCAAAUGUACAAGUAGGUUUUCAUCACUUAAUCAAAAUCCUUUUAUACAGUAUAUUUUGCUCUGUAUUUUUCAGUAUUUAUUGCUAAGACUAGUUUGAAUAUUCAGUUUUUUAAAAAAGAUUUUAUUAAAAUAUCUGAAAAAAUA